Molecule: messenger RNA, 5106 nt
Organism: Pungitius pungitius (ninespine stickleback)
Lineage: Eukaryota; Metazoa; Chordata; Actinopteri; Perciformes; Gasterosteidae
Gene: cdh2
Product: cadherin 2, type 1, N-cadherin (neuronal)
Exons: 21
Coding region: 264-3767 (1167 amino acids)
Biological process (GO): cell morphogenesis; brain development; cell-cell junction assembly
Cellular component (GO): presynaptic active zone membrane; plasma membrane; lamellipodium
Molecular function (GO): cadherin binding; calcium ion binding
Source: RefSeq, a predicted model, not a curated record
CAGCAGCCUCAGUACCAGGCACCGCGCGCCCCUCAGUACUGACUGGACAGAUAAAGAGGAGGAGGCUGCUACAUGCUCGCUGCUGCCUUUGUCGUAGAACGGACCUGUGGUUUUUUUUUUCGCUUUCCUCUCCGAGGCCGACGGAUAUUGCUUUGAUUUUUUUUUUUUUACCCCCGCCGCUGUGUUUUCUAAAUAUAUCCAUAUUUUUGUCUGCCACACGGAUUCCGAAAGGAGGGUAAAAGCGAGCUGUCGCGAGCGCAGCAAUGUACUCGCUACGGGAGGGCAGCGGCGUGUCCCUGCUGCUGGUCUUGGCUGGACUGCAGAUUGCAGCAGAGGGCAGAGGCACCCCACCAUGCAGACCAGGCUUCUCUGAAGAUGUAUACAAGGUUGUGGUGCCAGAAAUCAUGGAGAAAGGACAUCCCCUUUUUAACGUGAGGUUUGUCGACUGUGGCCGAGCGGGUCUGGUGCGGUUCGAAUGCAGUAACCCGUCUGACUUCCGGAUAGAGGCCGACGGAGUCGUUUACGCCGCCAGCACCAUCCAGCGCGCUGCGCUCGGCGCGUCGCCUCUGCUGAUCAAGGCCAGCGAUGGCGCCACCCAGCAGCAGUGGGUGGCCCACGUCCUGCUGUCACCCUCCAGCCAGCAGGUCCAGCAAGUCGCUGCCCCUCCAGUCGUGUCCAAGGAUUUGAAGGAAAUUGUGUUUCCAUCACGAAACGCGGACAGCCAACUCAAACGCACAAAGAGAGACUGGGUCAUCCCCCCAAUCAACGUCCCGGAGAACUCACGAGGCCCGUUCCCACAAGAGCUUGUCCGGAUCCGGUCGGACCACGACAAGAACCGCUCCCUCAGAUACAGCGUGACGGGUCCUGGAGCUGACCAGCCCCCCACCGGCAUCUUCAUCAUUGAACCGAUCUCCGGAGAGCUGUCUGUCAACAAGCCCCUGGAUCGAGAGCACAUCUCCAACUUCCAUCUGAGGGCUCACGCAGUCGACUUGAACGGCAACCAGGUAGAAAACCCUAUUGACAUUGUGAUCAAUGUGAUCGACAUGAACGACAACAGGCCCGAGUUCACUCAUCAGAUCUGGAACGGCACGGUUCCAGAGGGCUCCAAGCCAGGUACAUUCGUAAUGACCGUGACGUCUGUUGACAAAGACGACCCGAGAACAGCCAAUGGGAUGCUGCGUUACAAGAUCCUGUCUCAGAAUCCAGAGAGCCCGACCUCCAAUAUGUACACCAUCAACAAUAAGACGGGGGGCAUCAUCACUGUGGCGGCAGGCCUGGACAGAGAGAAAGUGCCUCAGUACACGCUGAUCAUCCAGGCCACUGAUAUGGAGGGUAACCCCAUGUAUGGCCUCUCCAACACGGCCACAGCGGUAAUCAGAGUCACUGACGUCAACGACAAUCCGCCAGAGUUCACUGCCGAGAUGGUCCAGCAAGUCGCUGCCCCUCCAGUCGUGUCCAAGGAUUUGAAGGAAAUUGUGUUUCCAUCACGAAACGCGGACAGCCAACUCAAACGCACAAAGAGAGACUGGGUCAUCCCCCCAAUCAACGUCCCGGAGAACUCACGAGGCCCGUUCCCACAAGAGCUUGUCCGGAUCCGGUCGGACCACGACAAGAACCGCUCCCUCAGAUACAGCGUGACGGGUCCUGGAGCUGACCAGCCCCCCACCGGCAUCUUCAUCAUUGAACCAAUCUCCGGAGAGCUGUCUGUCAACAAGCCCCUGGAUCGAGAGCACAUCUCCAACUUCCAUCUGAGGGCUCACGCAGUCGACUUGAACGGCAACCAGGUAGAAAACCCUAUUGACAUUGUGAUCAAUGUGAUCGACAUGAACGACAACAGGCCCGAGUUCACUCAUCAGAUCUGGAACGGCACGGUUCCAGAGGGCUCCAAGCCAGGUACAUUCGUAAUGACCGUGACGUCUGUUGACAAAGACGACCCGAGAACAGCCAAUGGGAUGCUGCGUUACAAGAUCCUGUCUCAGAAUCCAGAGAGCCCGACCUCCAAUAUGUACACCAUCAACAAUAAGACGGGGGGCAUCAUCACUGUGGCGGCAGGCCUGGACAGAGAGAAAGUGCCUCAGUACACGCUGAUCAUCCAGGCCACUGAUAUGGAGGGUAACCCCAUGUACGGCCUCUCCAACACGGCCACCGCGGUAAUCAGAGUCACUGACGUCAACGACAAUCCGCCAGAGUUCACUGCCGAGAUGUUUUUCGGCGAGGUGGCUGAAAACCGCGUAAAUGUCAUCGUGGCCAACCUGACGGUGACUGACAAGGACCAGCCCAACACGCCGGCCUGGAACGCUGUCUACAAAAUCACCGGCGGAGACCCCACCGGCAGGUUCUCUGUGCCCACCGACCCGACCACUAACGAGGGCCUGGUGACGGUCGUCAAGCCAAUCGACUAUGAAAUCAGCAGGACGUACGUGCUGACUGUGGAAGCAAAGAACGAAGUGCCCCUGGCCAGAGGCAUCCACUCUCCUCGCCAGUCCACCGCCACCGUCUCCAUCAGAGUGCUGGAUGUCAACGAGAGUCCCUACUUCGAGCCCAACCCCAGGCUCAUCACACUGGACGAUGGAACCAGUCCCGAUUCCACGCUGAUCGCCUUCACCGCACAGGACCCGGAUCGCUUCAUGGAGCAAAGCAUCAGUUACUCCAAACUCUCAGAUCCAGCCAACUGGCUGAGGAUUGACCCAAACACUGGUCGCAUCACAACAAUUGCCAUUUUGGACCGAGAGUCGCCCUUUGUGAAGAACAGCUUGUACAACGCAACCUUCAUGGCGAGAGACAACGGUAAGCCUUCGGCGAGUGGCACAGGAGUCCUGCAGAUCCACCUGAGGGACAUCAACGACAACGCUCCCAAGGUGUUCCCUCAGGAGACGGAGGUCUGCGAGAAGCCCGAGCCAAAUGCCAUCAACAUCACGGCCCUGGACGGGGACCUGAACCCCAACGCGGGGCCCUUCGCCUUCGAGUUGGCCCACCGGCCCUUGGACGUUCGGAGGAACUGGACCAUCACGAGAGUCAGCGGCGACUAUGCCCAGGUGAGCCUGAAGAUCGGCUUCCUCGAAAGCGGCAUCUACGAGCUGCCCAUCAUUAUCACCGACUCGGGCAACCCGCCCAUGUCCAACACCUCCUACCUGCGGAUCAAAGUGUGCCAGUGCGACAUGAACGGAGACUGCAGCGACCAGCAGCACAUCAUGGCUGCCGGCCUGGGCACCGGCGCCAUCAUUUCCAUCCUCCUCUGCAUCAUCAUCCUCCUCAUUCUCGUGCUGAUGUUCGUGGUGUGGAUGAAGCGCCGCGACAAGGAGCGCCAGGCCAAGCAGCUCCUCAUCGACCCAGAGGAUGACGUGCGAGACAACAUUCUCAAGUACGAUGAGGAAGGCGGCGGAGAGGAGGAUCAGGAUUACGACCUGAGUCAGCUCCAGCAGCCGGACACGAUAGAGCCUGACGUCAUCAAGCCAGUGGGAAUCCGCCGUCUAGACGAGAGACCCCUCCACCCUGAGCCACAGUACCCCAUGAGGUCAGCAGCCCCCCACCCUGGAGACAUCGGAGACUUCAUCAAUGAGGGACUCAAGGCGGCAGACAACGACCCCACCGCCCCCCCCUACGACUCCCUGCUCGUGUUCGACUACGAGGGCAGCGGCUCCACCGCCGGCUCGCUAAGCUCCCUCAACUCCUCCAGCAGCGGGGGGGACCAGGACUACGAUUACCUCAACGACUGGGGCCCGCGCUUCAGGAAGCUGGCAGACAUGUACGGAGGCAGCGACGACUAGGGCCCCCGCCCCGAAGGAAGGAGACGAAAAGCAACAACCCAAGGAAGGAUUUCCUGUCGAUGGACACGGACGGCUUCUGAUAUUCCCCGAGAGUGACGGAACUGUGGCAGAAAAGACAAAAAAAAAAAAAAAAAAAUGAAAAUGAAAAUAAACAAACAGUGAUUCAGAAUUUUUUUCAAAAACUACCAACCUAGGCUUAUUGUUGUAGUCUACGCAUACAUAUGCUUGUUGAAAGCUUAGGCAUAGGCGGUGGUCCCGUAAUGGAGGCUGUGGGGAGGGAACACUGGUGGGCUGUCGCCACUCGGAAAGUCGGUGUUGAAUGCGCUCAGUUACACUUGAAUUUCACAGUACAGAAGCACUGGGAUAUAAUGUGCCUUUUUGUACAUUUUUUGGAUCUAAACGAUUAGUUUUAUGUUCAAGGCUUUAAUGGUACUGACUUUUGGAGUGGUUUCAAGUAUGUUACACUCUGGUAUGCUUCUCCAUGCUUUCUUUCUUUGGUUACACAACGCUCCUGUUUGUUGGAAGAUUAUUUAAAGAAACUACAAAGACGAAGAGAUGAAGGAUCUUCUGUUGGCUUGGACUGAAGGAAAAUUGAUUAAGAGCAGCACUGUACAUUACGCUAGGCUUUUUCACCUAAAAAAAUACAAUGAUGCAGCUGGUUGCAAAUAAAGGGAGUUAUGAAUCAUACUUUUGUAGCAGAUUUUCUUUUUCAUUUGUUUCUGAGGUGAUGUAGUAUUUUCCAAAAAACAACAAAAAAAACCCUGUUUCGGUCUAAUCUAUGUACACUUCAUUUGCCUUAGUCAUCAUCUGAUAUUUCCAACUUUACUUCACUGUAAAAAGAUGUGUGUACAUAAUGUUUCUUUUUUUUCUCCUUGAUCUUUUUUUUCUUUGAUUGUAGUUUAUGAAAAAGUGCAAAAAGUUCCAAACUUGUAAAUGUUUAAUUUGGACUACAAAUUCAAGUUUUUUGCAUGUUUCUAUCUUUUCAUGACAACAGAAAAUUAAAAAUGUUGUUUCCUGAAAUUUAUUUACAAAGUGACAAAAUAAAUAAAAAUAAAUCUGGGUGACAUUCAAUGUGUAGAAGUUAAGUUUUUUUUUUGUAUAAAAUGUGAAAAAAAUGCAUUUAUUAAAAAUGGAAAAGUAGUGAUCUUGUCAGCACAAGUGUUGAAUUUGUACCAAAAAGCGGGUGGGGGUGCCGACAUGCUAGGCACUAAUUACUGAAUCGGCUUUAAGACUAAAAAAGGUUUUGGACUUAAGCCUUGAGGAUAACCGUGUGUACUGGAAAGCACAUUCUACAUCUCUGACCCCGGCAAUUCAAAUAAAAUGCAAAUUUGGGCGCUAA